AUGUGGUCCGUGAAUGACGAGGCAAACUGGUGUGUUAUCCUCCGCAAAUAUACGAUCAAGGUCACGCUUGCCUCUUCCCCCUGGACCCCCUGGACGUUGGCUACCCAAAAGAAAACCAAUCUCAACGCUUUGCUGAAUGAAUUAAUACAAUCAUCUCGCUCCGGGUUGGACCCAGGGUCAUGAUCAUCAUUGGCAGGAAUCAGAGGGUGCUAGCGGACCGUCCUCGCGCAGUUGCAGCAGGAGAAUUCUGUCUGCCGGUCUACGUAUGAUUCUUGCACCUGCAGGAGAGCAGUUUCGGAGACUUCCCAAGGCCACGCACACUCACCUUCAAGCAAAGGCCGCAGAAUCCUAUACGCCCAUUCAAAUGGACGCCGCCCGUGAUGACAUCUUUGACAUCUUUGAAAACACCAAAAACACCAAGCAGCUGCAAAUCAGUAUGGGUCACUUUAUCGCUGAUUUUACGCUAUGCCGCUUCAAUAUCAUCUUACGUGUCAUGUAUGGCAAGUUCAUGCCCACCGCCAUAGAUGCUCGAGCGCUUCUAGAAUCUCAUGCGACCUGGCGACCGGCGAAGCUGGACCCUCAUUUUCUUGGUACCUUCCCGAGAAUCAGUCUUCGCACAAGCUUUCGGAUGAAGAAAUGGCCUAGUUCCCUCUUUGGUGCCGGUUCAGACGCGACUGCUGUCGCGAUUAUGGUUGUCGUCAUGGCUGCUGCAUGCUAUCCCAAGGCGCAGGAGAAAGUGCAAGAGGAACUCGACACCGUCAUUGGUCGUGGCAGGUCUCCCACGUUGGACGACUACGGUUCCCUUCCCCAGAUUGAAGCGUUCACGCUUGAGUAUCUUCGCUGGAGGCCCGUGACAACUCUUGGAUUUGCCCACCGUGCCCUGACUGACAUACCAUACAAAGACAUUUGCAUACCAGAAGGCGCUAUCGUCUUUGGCAACCACUGGGCUAUCUCGCGCGACCCGAACGUCUAUCCCAACCCUGACAAGUUUGAUCCCGAGAGAUGGCUCGGCAGCGAUGGCAAAAUCCGUGAAGACCUCAAGUUCCCUUCAUACGGUUUUGGACGCAGAAUCUGCCCCGGGCGACGCAUCGCGAAUCGCUCGAUCUUCAUCAAACUCGCGCUCGUUUUGUGGUCGUUCAAGAUCACGCAGGACCCGGAGAAUCCUAUUGAUUAAUCGGGCUUUGUGGAUGGCGUGAUUGCGCAUCCAAAACGCUUGGCUGCGCGCUUCGAGCCACGGUUUGGAGACGAGGCGUCGUUGGGGGCUGUUAUGGCCAAG
Suillus plorans is the source of this 1276-nucleotide messenger RNA. RefSeq names its product cytochrome P450. The transcript has 10 exons. Lineage: Eukaryota; Fungi; Basidiomycota; Agaricomycetes; Boletales; Suillaceae. The record is from RefSeq and is a predicted model, not a curated record. Gene Ontology annotation, molecular function: heme binding; oxidoreductase activity, acting on paired donors, with incorporation or reduction of molecular oxygen; iron ion binding. Bases 266 to 1174 code for a protein of 302 amino acids.